Zea mays is the source of this 1221-nucleotide messenger RNA. RefSeq names its product thiamine pyrophosphokinase 1. The transcript is spliced from 6 exons. Gene Ontology annotation, molecular function: thiamine binding; ATP binding; thiamine diphosphokinase activity. NCBI's taxonomy places the organism in Eukaryota, Viridiplantae, Streptophyta, Magnoliopsida, Poales, Poaceae. Gene Ontology annotation, biological process: thiamine diphosphate biosynthetic process; thiamine metabolic process. The coding region runs from base 187 to 975 and encodes 262 amino acids. The record is from RefSeq and is a predicted model, not a curated record.
AAGGAGAGACUUUUUGAGCCUGCGUGCACUUUUCCCCUCGAAUCAGGAGUCGAGACUCGAGAGCGAGACUGGGAGCUUCGAAAGCCACACGCCCCACGGGCCACGGGCGCAGCUCCUUUCCCCUGUACCCCCCAACGGCCCAACCCCGCUGGGUCGCUACUCCUCUGCUCCUCCGGUGACCGCGUCAUGCCGCUCCCGACGAUGACCCACUCCUCUGCCUAUCUCCUCCCGGCCCCAACCGCCCCGUCCGACCCCAGCGGCGCUGCCCCGACCACCUACGCGCUCGUCGUCCUCAACCAGCGCCUCCCCCGCUUCGCGCCGCUCCUCUGGUCCCGCGCGCGCCUGCGCGUGUGCGCCGACGGAGGCGCCAACCGCGUCUUCGACGGCAUGCCGGAACUCCUCGCGGGCGAGGACCCCGCCGAGGUCCGCACCAGGUACAAGCCAGAUGUAAUUAAAGGGGACAUGGACUCAAUAAGGCCAGAAGUGAAGGAGUAUUAUUCCAAAUUGGGCACAAACAUAGUUGAUGAAUCACAUGAUCAGGACACAACUGACUUGCACAAAUGUGUAUCAUUUAUCACAAGCAAUCUCCCUAUCCCAGAGAAGUCUAAUCUGUGUAUUCUUGUUCUUGGCGCACUUGGCGGAAGGUUCGAUCAUGAGAUGGGGAACAUCAAUGUAUUAUACCGCUUUUCAAGCAUCAAGAUCAUCCUCCUAUCAGACGACUGUUCAAUCUUUCUGCUCCCUAAGACACACUCCCACGAGAUCCAUAUUAAGAAAUCGGUUGAAGGUCCUCACUGUGGUUUGAUUCCGAUGGGUGGACCGUCAGCUACCACAACAACCACAGGGCUCCGAUGGAAUUUAGAUAACACCAACAUGAUGUAUGGUGGAUUGAUAAGCACAUCUAACAUCGUGGAUGACGAUAAAGUAACGGUGACUUCAGAUUCUGAUCUGGUUUGGACCAUAUCGCUUCGGAAUUGAGUUCAACUUGUAUAAUUCCAUGCCCAAAUUUUGUCGCCUCAAAUUACAUGUAUUCAGUUUCAAUAUUAUUCUGUAACUGGUGUGAUAUUGUUUUCCGCUGCAUGUCGUUAUGUCCAUAUAUGUGAACUUAUUCUUCAUAGUUUAGGAAUCCAGCAUCUGCCAGCCAAAUGUCCCCACAAUCUAUAUUCAGCUGUUUCACACUUUCACUGUUUGUGCAUCUGAAUAUCAAUCAACUUUGUCGAAGAA